AUGAAUGUUAUUGAAUUACGUCAAGUUCUAAUAAUAGCUAAGCGAUGGGAUGUACUUAUACAAAAGAUUAGACAAUGUCAUUCAAAACAUACUUUAAUGAAAAAUGUUUUGCAAGACACUGCAAAUGUCAUUCUAUAUGCAGAUAUGAUUGUUGAAUUGGAGAAAGAAAGAAAUAAUUUGAUAGUACAAUUAAAUAUCGAUCUCAUUAGUGAUGAUACAACACUAUUUGAAAGACAACGUGAAGAAUUUUUUAGUAAUUUGAUGAAAUUAAUUAGUGCAUUAAGACAGAUCAAUUCCAAAUUGAAAGAUCUUUUACCAUUUAGAUUAGAUAUAGAGAAGUUAGAAGAAGAACUCAAGAAGAAAGUUACACGACUUGGUGAUCAACUUCUUACUAUUGCAUCAAAAACAGAUCUGUCACAACAAGAUUCUGAUAAGUUUCGUAUGUAUUACAACCAUCUCUUAUCCUUUGAUAGACACGUACGUAUGUCAGACUUUGAUGUUCGACAUAUGUUAGACAUGGCAGAAGAGAAAAUUCUCGAUAAGCAUUAUAAUGUUAUGCGUGGCAUUGAAGCAGCACGAGCUUAUCUAUUAAUGCCACAUGUUGGACAAGUUAUUGCUAUUUUCCGUAUUCUUGGUAUCGGUUAUAAUGAACAUGACGAUUUGAUGAACAAUUUGGUACAAAUAGGAACGGGCGAAGGUAAAUCAGUUGUGAUGGCAGUGACUGCCUGUGUAUUCGCUUUAAUUGGAGUUGAUGUUAAUUGUUCGUGCUAUAGUGAAGCACUAACUUCUGCUUGGGAGACAAAAGCUAAUAAUUUAAGAGCAUUUAUGAAUACAAUCGGUCCUAAAGGUGGAAUGGGAGCAGAAGCUAUUGAAAUUGGUUUAUGGCACGCAGUUAAAGAAAGCGAAAUGCCAGACUCAAUCUCUCAAGUAAUUCUAAUAGGAGAUGCUCCAGCAAAUACUGAAUCAGAGGUCCGUCAAAAGCGAGCGCGCUUUGGUGAAGCAUACUGGGAGAAGACUAGAUUUGGUAAGCCAACAUAUUAUACGCAUGAGUUACAAAAGUUAAAAUCGAAAAACAUACCUGUUCAUGCAUUUUAUCUUACUAGACAUGCAAAAGAUAAUUUCAAACAAAUUGCAAAUGAAACGCGAGGACGUUGUGAACGACUAAAUAUUCAUUCUUUAGAAGGUGCUGAAUCCCUAACCGAUUUUGUAACAGAAGAAGUUCUUAGAAAAGCAGCUGGUGAUCAAGGAGAUGCUGCAGUAGAAUUGUAUAGAAAGACAUACAAAACUUUUACAUUUUAA
Rotaria sordida is the source of this 1299-nucleotide messenger RNA. Lineage: Eukaryota; Metazoa; Rotifera; Eurotatoria; Philodinida; Philodinidae. The record is from the annotation of a GenBank genome assembly.